This is a messenger RNA of Heteronotia binoei (common prickly gecko), 1224 nucleotides long. RefSeq names its product alpha-1-antitrypsin-like. The transcript is spliced from 4 exons. The record is from RefSeq and is a predicted model, not a curated record. Gene Ontology annotation, biological process: negative regulation of endopeptidase activity. Lineage: Eukaryota; Metazoa; Chordata; Lepidosauria; Squamata; Gekkonidae. Gene Ontology annotation, molecular function: serine-type endopeptidase inhibitor activity. The annotation marks the transcript as partial.
AUGUCCACUUUAUACCAGUCUUUGCUGCUUGCUGGACUCUGUGCAUUGGCCCAUUGCCAUAUUGUUCCUGAGAUCCAGGAAUACCCUGACCACCACUCUCACCACUCUCCUGAUGAAGAUGACGGUGGAAGCAAAACUUUGACCAGUUGGGAAUUAGCCCAGGACAAUGAUGAUGAUGCUUUUAACUACCAACAUCUUGCUUUAAUGGUCACCAGCAGUAAUCUUAUCAUCGCUCCUGUGAGUACUUUAAUUGCCUAUCUCUUCCCAUCCCUGACACAAUCAGCCACUCCAAGUCUCCAUUUUUCAGAACUUGGGUUUGAUUCCACAGAGCUCAGUGAGCAGAAGAAAAAGGAAGGUGUUUGCAUUCUCCUUCAUAUGUUAAACCGCAUUGAGGUUAAGCUCCAGAUGAACAUUGGGAAUGUCAUUUUUACAGACAGCAAAGUACAAGAGCUUCAGAACUUCUUGGAUGAUGCUGAAAAUCUCUAUCAAAAUUUUUCUGUUUGUUCUAAGAGAUAUGUAGAAACUGAGGACCCAAUGAACACCACAGAUGAUGCCUAUGGCAAGUUAGUUGACCUCAUCAAGGAUCUUGAUCCUGAUUUUGUGGUGGCUUACAUAAAUCAUACUUUCCUUAAAGCCUACACAAAGAAUCCAUUCUAUUACCGGCCUACUCAAGAAGAGGACUUCUUUUUGUCUAAUGGCACAACAGUAAAGGCUGAAAUGAUGCAUAAAGCCAGGUGUUACAACACUUAUUUUGACAAGGAACUGUCCUGUGAGGUGGUACAGAUGCCUUACAAAAGCAACACUUCUGCAUUCUUCAUUCUACCUGAUCAUGGGAAAAUGAAGCUGGUGGAAGAGGCCAUUGGGGAAAAGCUUUUUCAAAGAUGGAAUAAUUCACUGGAACCAAAAUGUUUGGAUAUACACAUUCCACAACUUUCACAGUCUACAGUUAAAAGUUCAGAUAGAAGUGAUGUAUUCUCAGACCAAUCUGGAAUUUCCAGGAAAGCUCAGCUGAAAAUAUCUAAGGCUAUCCAUAAAGCUCAUUUGAAUAUCCAUGAGAAUGGCACUGAAACUGCUGCCACCACUCUCAUUGAAAUGGCCCCAACUUCUUUCCUCCCUGUAUUUACGUUCAACAAGCCCUUCCUGUUUUCAAUUAUAGACGACACUACUGGUGUCACCUUGAUCUUCGGGAGAGUUAUGAAUCCUAAUGAACCCUUCAUAUCCUCU